UACGAGUAGGGGGAAAAAAAAAAAUCCGGAUUUGAGAUCCUGGCUUGUUUGCCAUUGGGUGGCCAUCUUGGAAGGAAGGAGCUUUAACCGAAAGCGACAGGCAGAGGUCGGAGGAAUGAAGCUGUCAGAGAGAGCCUCAUUCCCAGGCCCGUGAUUCAACUAACCGCUUCAUUCAGACCUGUCGAGACAAAAAGAAGCGUUCAGGGUUUAUAUGUAGUUAUUUGUUUUAUACGAAAAGCGUGGUUGUGCUGCGAUAGUCAGGGCCUUGUGUGUGUGUCUGGUGGGGAUUUUUCUUUUCCAUUCCUCCUCUGAAACAGCCGGACAUCCGAAAUGUGAAUCACAGACAAUCCGCUGCGCUUGUAGUUACACCUACUGAUAGCUGGGACUUCCGAUUUUCUGAUCUAGCUCAUGGCUCGAUAUCGAUUUGGGAUCUCAGCAGCAUUUCCAGCUCGGGAACACAGUGUGUAAACCUGGACAUUAUCCCAGGGUGAAGUUUUUCACAAGUUUGCGCUGAGUGUGCGCUUCAGUAUCACAGUAAUGGUGUAGACAGCGUUACACAGUGUCGCGGUAUUUCAGGGUAAACAAGAAGAAAAAAAACCUCCGCGGGCUUAAAUAGGACCGUUAUUUUUGGGGGCUGAAAUCUAUAGUCCAGGGAUACGAUGUCAGCAAAAACAGCACUACCAUCCGUCAACGAGAGGAAAACCGAAAAUCACACAUCUAAUGGUCAUGGUCGAAUGGAAGGGGCCUCUCGCUCUAUAAGGUCGGGUGGCCGAAACCGCAGUUCAGGUAGUUCAGGCUUCGAAGACCAAAAUCCUCAUAUUGGAAAUUACCGGCUCCUGAAAACCAUUGGAAAAGGCAACUUUGCCAAGGUCAAACUGGGUCGCCACAUCCUCACUGGCAGAGAGGUGGCUGUAAAAAUUAUUGACAGGACCCAACUGAAUCCAACAAGCCUUCAAAAGCUCUUCAGGGAAGUUAGAAUAAUGAAGAUAUUAAACCACCCAAAUAUAGUAAAGCUGUUUGAGGUGAUUGAGACGGAGAGGAAUCUGUUUCUUGUGAUGGAGUAUGCCAGUGGAGGUGAAGUUUUUGACUACCUUGUUACUCAUGGCAGGAUGAAGGAGAAAGAGGCCAGAGCUAAAUUUAGACAGAUUGUAUCAGCUGUGCAGUACUGCCACCAGAAACACAUUGUUCACAGAGACCUGAAGGCUGAGAACCUGCUGUUGGAUGCUGAUAUGAACAUAAAGAUAGCGGAUUUUGGCUUUAGUAACCAGUUCACCAUGGGGAAUAAGUUAGACACGUUUUGCGGCAGUCCCCCGUAUGCUGCUCCUGAACUCUUUCAGGGAAAAAAAUAUGACGGGCCUGAAGUGGACGUCUGGAGUCUGGGGGUCAUACUCUACACUCUGGUUAGCGGAUCACUCCCUUUUGAUGGACAAAACCUCAAGGAGCUACGUGAACGUGUGUUAAGGGGUAAAUAUCGAAUUCCCUUCUACAUGUCUACAGACUGCGAGAAUCUCCUUAAACGUUUCCUCGUGCUCAACCCUGCUAAGAGAGGAACACUGGAGCAAAUCAUGAAGGAUCGUUGGAUCAAUUCUGGGUCAGAGGAGGAUGAGCUCAAACCUUACAUUGAACCGGAGGCUGACAUCUUUGAUGCGAAGAGAAUAGAUGUGAUGGUUGGCAUGGGCUUCACCAGGGAGGAGAUUCAAGAGUCUUUGUCAAAGAUGAAAUAUGAUGAUAUCACAGCCACCUAUUUACUGCUGGGCAGGAAGCUUAAUGAGGAGGGAAAUGACUCCAGUACCAGCAGCAAUCUCACUGUGGCAAAAAAUAGGCCUGCUAGUGAGAUGAAUGGCCAGUCUCCAGCUCACCAGAAAGUCCAGAGAAGUGUCUCGUCCAAUCAAAAAACUCGACGCUACAGUGACCAAGUGGGUGCUGUUGUAAACGCUGGUUUAAGUAGUGUUAAGAGGGCCGUUCCCAGCACAGCAGACAUUAACACUAAGCAGGAUGGAGCUGCUGUAGUCCGUAAGGCUCCAUCACACAGCCCACCCAGUCCAUUACUGGGCAACGCAAAUAACCCUAACAAAGCAGACAUACCUGACCGCAAGACGGCCAACUCUCUCACUCCUAAUAAUAACUCUGGAGGCUCUGGAGGAAUGGGUCGAAGAAACACGUAUGUUUGCAGUGACAGGAACAACACCGAUCGGCUCUCUGUUGUUCCAAAUGGAAAAGAAAACAGUGCGUCUUUGUCUCCUGACCAACCCGGUGCCUCCACUCACAGCAUCAGCAAUGCUGCAACUUCUGAUAAACUCAGAUUCCCACGAGGCACCUCGAGUCGCAGCACUUUUCAUGGGCAGGUGCGGGAACGUCGCACUGCCACAUACAACGGGCCGCCGACCUCACCCACUCAGCCUCGCAGCCGCGCCAACACAAACAACCUGCUCACCAAACUCACCUCUAAACUCACACGCAGAAACAUGUCAUUCAGAUUUUCCAAAAGAGAAUCAAUCGAGUUUGAGAGAAGCGGGAGAUUUGAGGGCACAAGUCGCCAUGUACCUGGGGAUCAGCAAAAAGAUGAAGGGAAAGAUGGAAAAGACGGGAAACCCCGCUCUCUCCGUUUCACCUGGAGUAUGAACACCACCAGCAGCAUGGAGCCAGCCGCCAUCAUGAACGAGAUCCGCAAAGUUCUGGACGCCAACAACUGCGACUAUGAACAGCGUGAACACUUCCUUCUUCUCUGUGUCCAUGGCGAUGGACAUGCGGACAGCCUUGUCCAGUGGGAGAUGGAGGUCUGCAAACUGCCCCGCCUCUCACUUAACGGUGUCCGCUUUAAAAGGAUAUCCGGGACAUCCAUCGCUUUCAAAAACAUUGCUUCCAAAGUUGCCAGUGAGCUCAAGCUAUGAAUGUCUGUAAUCUAUUCAUGUAGAAGACAAUGAAAGUGUUAAAUCUUAUAUAGAGAAACAAACAUCUGUACAAUCAAGCGUAGCAGAUUGCAAAUGUAUGUUUUUUUUUUUAAAUGAACCACUUACUCAAUGUAUUUCAAAUGUAUAGACUUUAACAUUGCUAAAAGCAAUAAUUUGCGUCACAAGUUGCUAAACACUCUGUGAAAGAAUUUGAUUUGAGUGUUGUGGUUAAAAAUGUGCAGGCCAAGACACCCUAGACGCUUGUCCAGAUGUGGCCUGAAUGUGUAAAACCAGAGAUUCUAUUCUUCUUCAGACAGUGUUGCAAUGCUAUAGAUAUUUGGUGUUUUGAGCAAACUGUGUGUAAAGGCUAUGUAAAACUCUUUCAAAAGAGACAAAAUGCUUAUAAAUUUACCAGUUAUUUUGCACCUCAGAGUUUAUCAAGGUUCCGUGCUGGUACUUGAAUGUGUUCCGGCGACACAGUUCGAAUUCACUUUAACUGUGUGAAUGCUGCGAGACUGAAGUAAAACAAGUUUUAUUUAUUUUAUGCCCAUCAGCCAAAUGUAAAUAAUGCACCUUUUCUUUUAGUUCAUUGUUGCCAUUCUCAUACUCAUAAGAGCUCUAAUAUUUUGAAGGGCUACUUGUAUUUGCUUGUGGUUAAAGAUCAUAUAUGGAUUAUAUUAAAACAGCUGUACAUGACUGGC
Silurus meridionalis is the source of this 3592-nucleotide messenger RNA. It is a transcript of the gene mark3a, whose product is annotated as MAP/microtubule affinity-regulating kinase 3a. Gene Ontology annotation, molecular function: protein serine/threonine kinase activity; ATP binding. Gene Ontology annotation, biological process: intracellular signal transduction; protein phosphorylation. The record is from RefSeq and is a predicted model, not a curated record. The transcript is spliced from 18 exons. NCBI's taxonomy places the organism in Eukaryota, Metazoa, Chordata, Actinopteri, Siluriformes, Siluridae. Gene Ontology annotation, cellular component: cytoplasm; plasma membrane. The coding region runs from base 660 to 2891 and encodes 743 amino acids.